AUGAAGAAAAUCAGUAUAUAUUAUAUAAAUAUAUAUAUAUCAUAAAUAAUUAUCUCAAUUAGAAAUAUUAUUUUAAAAUGGAUCGUUCAACUCAAUCUAAAGUUAGAUCUGCAAGUGGUAGUAAAGAUUAAAAAGAAUUAGGGAAGAAGGAAAAUUUUAUUAUUUAGUGAGAAUAAAUUAUAAUUGGAACAAUUGAAAAUUACAAUUAAAAAUAUAGAAGUAUAUAAGUUUUUAUUAUUUUAAUAAGGUUGAAUAAGAUAGAUAAAUUAAACAAAAAUAAUCUCAAGGAAAAAAUUAUUAAAUUGCUGUGACAUUGUGACAACUGAUCAAUCAUUUAGUAACUGAAAUAAUUUAAAAUUUAAUAGAAACAAUUGCAAAUUUAGUAGUAGAUAACUAAAAAAUUUCAUGAGAGGCAAAAAAACGAUUUGUAAAACCUUUUCAUGA
Messenger RNA from Paramecium sonneborni, 444 nucleotides. Lineage: Eukaryota; Ciliophora; Oligohymenophorea; Peniculida; Parameciidae. The record is from the annotation of a GenBank genome assembly.